Bombus huntii is the source of this 4128-nucleotide messenger RNA. RefSeq lists its product as uncharacterized. Gene Ontology annotation, cellular component: centrosome; centriole; ciliary basal body. The transcript is spliced from 16 exons. Gene Ontology annotation, biological process: intraciliary transport involved in cilium assembly; microtubule anchoring at centrosome; centrosome cycle. The record is from RefSeq and is a predicted model, not a curated record. NCBI's taxonomy places the organism in Eukaryota, Metazoa, Arthropoda, Insecta, Hymenoptera, Apidae. Bases 445 to 3618 code for a protein of 1057 amino acids.
CAAAGAAGCAUUUAAAAAUGGCCGCAGCCACGAAGUAUUAACCAAGAGUGAUUUUGAAAUUGCAAUCGAUAUAUUCUUAUAAUCAUCGUAGUAAAUACGUCAAUGGCCUACCCUAUUUAUAGUACCUAAUUCUUUUUAUUAGUCUGCCAAGUAUUUUGACGCAAAAGCUUCGCGAAUAUCGAUUCAUACUUUUACACUUCCGCCUUGUUCAUGAAAUUUAUCAAGACGAUUUCUGAGUUAGUCGUGUAUUACUUAUUUGAAAUGCAUCUUUUCGCACAAUCGGCUCUAUAAUACUUGCAGGUAAAUGACACCUUUCUAUUCACAUAAAAUCACGUUCUUUUAAAAUCGCAUCGCGAUAAAAGUUGUGCAACAAGGUUAACUGUGAGAAAACAACAAACAGAAAGGUACUUUUUCAAGAUUGUAAGAAUAUUUUGUGCAAAGAACAUGUCGCCCGGUGUUAACGAUGGUCCACGCAACACAGGCACACUUCCGAAAAGCAAUAGGAGAAAUGAUAGAAAUAGAGAACGGUCAGCUGCUAAUCAAUUUGCAUUCCGUUCUGCUUAUCAUGGACAUACACAGCACUCUAAUAAUUUGCAUCAACUGGAUUGGAAACCAGUCGGUGAACAAGAGCAUUCAAGAAUAACAAAGAACAGUAACACAAGAUCAGUUUCUUCGGUACAGUCUACAUCCUAUCAAGACAUACCCGAAUUUGUAUCAUUUGGUAGUCGACGACCAUACAAUUACAGUGCAGAAGAAUUCCCCCCUUUGCAAAAGAUGGUUCCUCCAACUGAUUCUCAAACUCAAUCUCCUCCAAGGCUUCAAGGAACAAAACCUUCUAAUGUCGAUAAAAUGCCUGAUAGAAGCCAAGUAGAAUCACGUUUAAAUCAAAUUAGAGAUUAUAUCAGAGUUACAUCAACUCUGAUGGAUUCGCUUAAUCAGUCCAGUGAUCCAAAUGGUGAAAAUAGUAGAGAGGAUGGAGAAGAAAAUGGUGAUAUAAAUAGAGAAAUGCAACUACGUAAAAAAAUGGAAGAAUCACAAAGGAAACUCGCACAACUACAAGAACAUCAAGCUAGUUUGGUGGGAAUGCAAUUACGUGUUCGAGAAAGAUUAAAUGAAGCACGUCAAGCUCAACAAGCUCUUUUACAGCAAGAAAAUCAAAAUUCAAUUGGCUUAGCAUUACCAUUACCCGCGAACGUCGAGCAACUUGAAAAUGAAACAGCUGCAUUAAGGGGAAAACUGGCACAACUUCAAACAAAAAAGAAAAAUAUGGAUCAUCUUGUGGCAGAAUUACAAGCUGCAGAAUCUCUGUCUGAUAGGGGUAGUUGUAGUUCUGAAGGAGUUCAAGGAAGACAUUCGAGAAGGAGUUCUUCAAGGAAUUUUGGAGUAGACAAAGCUGCUGAAUUAGAAGCUAUGAAAGCACAACUUGCUCACUUGAAGUCAUUAAUGGAAGAAGCAACGAAAGUACGUGAAUGUCUCGAUUCCAACUCUGAUCCUGAACCUGAAGUAGAUGUAAACAGUGAAACUAUAGCUAAUAUGGAUGAAAACGAAGAUGAAAAUGGAACGAAUACUUCAUUUGAACGUCAAAGCGAUAUGGAUGAAACAGGUCACGAAAAAAUCAGAAACACCGGGGAAAGGCCAACUUUCGAAGAAAUUCAAGCAGUCACGCGAGAACUUCGAGAACAAUCAGCUUUGUUACAAUCUACUAGAGCAGAAUUGCAACGAAUAAAGCAACCAUUAUCAGCAAUGCAUUCUAAUUCUACAUCUGUGUUCCCGACUUCAACUCCUCCUCCAUCGCUUACAACGUCAAUCAGUUCUGAAAAAAAGCAAAGUAACAACAGUAACUGCGAAGUUCAAUCGGUCCAAGAAAAGAGACGUCAAAUUGAUGAUAUUGUGCGAAAGGAAUCAUCUCAAACAUCUAGCAUUAAUCGCGAUAUGGGAGGACCAAGUGAUUUAAAUAGUCACAGAAGUUCUAGUUCACAUGUUAGUCAUACAGGUACUCCUGCUAAUGUUUGGCCUCCUCCAACAACGAUAGGUGGAUCUAAUGAUCAAAGCGUAGAUGGUGUAUCUUCUGAAAAUUUAAUGGACAUCGGGCCUCAAACAGCGGCAAUUGAGAAUGGAUUUGGUGGAAAUUGGUGGACUUAUCCACCGCCUCCGUUAAAUCAAAUGCAACAUGGUUCAUCAGAGUAUUAUCGACAAUUAUUACUAGGUUCUCAAGCUCAACAACUUCAAAUGAUGGGUACUACGAUACAACAAUGUUGUCAACUGUUAUGGUCUCAGCAGCGUGAAUUACAAGCUAUGCGUGUAGCUAUUAAUCAACUACAAGUUCAUUUGAGACAAACACAGUUACAACAGCGGAAUAAUAGCGAGAAUAAUGAUGAAUAUUCUAAUUUAAGUCGUAAUAUUCAUCAUCUUGGUGAAACAUUAGAUUCUGCAUUACCACCAAGUUCAUCUUUACCGAAUCUGGUGUCACUACCAAAUUCUUCUCCUGCAUUAUCCCACGUCGUUGCAACAUCUUCUGUUAAUUCUCAACAUCAACAUCAACAACAAUUGAAUAAUCAAGUUCCUCCUGGAAAUAGAGCAAACAACUACUGGGACAAUUUCAGAAGCUAUUCCAGACAAAACUUACUCUCAGGAAGUGCAAAAACCGUAACUGAUGCUACCUCUGGAGCUAUUGCAAAUUCAACUUCGGGAAAUACUAUAUCAAGUGUUAAUACUUCUCUUAUGAAAGACAAACGCAAUCGGGAUCAAGCAACCGAUAAUAUACCUUUGCCUUCAUUAAGUGGAGUAGAAACACAAUAUUCUUCAAAUUUGCAAUUACAAUCUAAUUUACAGCAACAAGAACGGGAGAAUACCGCUAUGCGUAGUAAUAUUUUAACAAAUGAAAUGUCUCAACAGCAAGUUGAUAAUCUUUGGGAGGAAACAAAUUCAUCAUUUCGAUUACCAUCUGUAAUAAAUGAUGAUAACCUGUUUCAAAACUUAAGCUUUGAAAUGAAAGAAGUAUUAAGUUCACUGAUCUCCGUGAAUAAAAAACGACCAGACUAUCUUGUUAUUAUAUUAAGAGAAAUUAAGGCAAUAAGCGAAGACCACAGAUUGCGGCCUCGUUUAUGGAGAUCGUUGCGUGCUCUACAAGAUACACAAUCUUUAAGCAAUCCAUUGAAUGAAACAACUGAUCAGACUGCCAGUGAAAGUUGUCAGUCUAGCGAUGAAGAUUCUGAGGCAGAUGUAAUAUUAGGUUUAAAACCAGCAAAACAUUCUAUAGCAGAAUUAGUUUCAUCAUCUCAAGCAGGAAUUUCAUCAUCUCCUACUGCACAUGUACCUUUAAUAGAUCAUUUGGACAUGCCAGGGACAUCUUCAGGUAAUUCUACAAGUACUUUGCCUUUAACACCUUCCAUCAAACCAGGUUAUAAUGAAGAUCUGGCAGAAGCAGAUCAAUCUAGACCUGAAUCUUCCGAUAAUCAACAGCCUCCUGAAAACGAAGAAGAGACUGAACAAGGCCAAGCUGAAGCAACUGGACAAACUGAAUUUGCGCAAGCGAGGUUUGAUGGUGAAGGGGAUUUGGAAAGUUUAGCUGCUAAAGCUGAAGAUGAAUGGACUGAAGGCAAUGCAAUAAUAUUUUGAUAUUGAAUUACGUUAAAAAGUAUCUUUAGUUGUAUACACAAUAACUGAACAUAUGUUUUAAGUUUAACAUAUGUUCUUUUUAACAGAAUUGUGAUACAAUCAAAAUCAUUAUAUCAUUUAAUCCUAGGUGCAAUUUUGAUUUUUCUGUAAGUACUAUUUAUUCAUUUACACAUUAAUUGAAGUACUUCUCAAUAUCAAUAACUUGACUACAAGCAUAAAAAAUGUGACAUACAAAUUUUUUAUCUUUAAUGUGUAUUGUGUAGAUUAUAAUAAAAGUUGUAAUUUAGGAAAAUAAGUAUUUAUUUUUUAUUAUAUGAUACAAUGUAGUAUAAGAGCAUAGCGAAUGUAUGCUUUGUGAACAAAUACAAAAAAUAUAAACAUUAAAAAUGUUAUUGUUUAAUUACUCUAUUUAAAAUUCUGUUUCAAUACAAUUGUUAUCAAUUAAUUGCAGUCGAUGAAACUGGUAUAUAGAACAUCCAUGUGUUUCAAAUAAAAUCUUUUCAUAUUCAA